Rattus rattus (black rat) is the source of this 747-nucleotide messenger RNA. It is a transcript of the gene Pla2g2e, whose product is annotated as phospholipase A2 group IIE. Gene Ontology annotation, molecular function: calcium ion binding; phospholipid binding. The transcript is spliced from 4 exons. NCBI's taxonomy places the organism in Eukaryota, Metazoa, Chordata, Mammalia, Rodentia, Muridae. The record is from RefSeq and is a predicted model, not a curated record. The coding region runs from base 1 to 429 and encodes 142 amino acids. Gene Ontology annotation, biological process: negative regulation of T cell proliferation; phospholipid metabolic process; arachidonate secretion.
AUGAAACCUCCCAUUGCCCUGCUUUUCCUUUGCCUCCUGGCGCCCCUGGCUGGUGGGAACCUGGUCCAGUUUGGAGUAAUGAUUGAGAGAAUGACAGGAAAGCCCGCCCUGCAGUACAACGACUACGGCUGUUACUGUGGCGUCGGUGGCUCCAACUGGCCGGUGGACCAGACGGAUUGGUGCUGUUAUGCCCAUGACUGUUGCUAUGGCCGCCUGGAGAAGCUGGGCUGUGAUCCCAAACUGGAAAAGUACCUCUUCUCUAUCACCCGGGACACCAUCUUCUGUGCUGGUAGAACGACUUGCCAGCGGCAGACCUGUGAGUGUGACAAGAGAGCUGCCCUCUGCUUUCGCCACAACCUGGGCACUUAUAACCGCAAGUAUGCUCACUACCCCAACAAACUGUGCACUGGGCCCACCCCACCCUGCUGAGGUCCUGCUCCGCUCCAUAGCCACCCCCAGCUGCUGCCGUCCCAGACCUGGAGAAGCUCGGAACCCAUAUUCCUCUCCUGCAAACCCAUCCUGCCCCUCAGAGAUCGUGGGCCCGGGUCUCCGGCCUCCAGGGCCCCACCUGGUCCCCCGGAUCAGCUAAAGGAACCGCGGGACUCGACAGCGCUCACAAGACCCUAAGUCUCCUCUGGUAUCUCAGUUCCCUCUUCUGAAUAAGCGAAUUCUUUUCCCCUGUAACAGUCUCCAUUGUUCCUCCAGACUUUACACAGUCAGUCACUUGCAGUCACCCAUCCAUCCAUC